AAUUUUGCGGCAAAUUUCGUUUCGCAUUAUCCAAAGCUCAUCAUUCCUUAUUUUCUAAACCUUCUAAUAUGGCAGGAAAAGCAUUAAACAUUGGCGAUCAAUUUCCCAACUUUACGGCCGAAACGAAUGUGGGAAAAAUAGACUUUUACGACUGGAUGGGCGAUAGCUGGGCUAUUCUCUUCUCCCACCCGGCGGAUUAUACGCCUGUAUGCACAACGGAAUUAUCACGGGUUGCGGCUUUAGUUCCAGAAUUCCUAAAACGUGGAGUCAAGCCAAUUGCCUUGUCCUGUGACACCGUGGAAUCGCACAAGGGUUGGAUCGAGGACAUCAAGAGUUUUGGCAAGCUGGAGAGCUUCGAUUAUCCCAUUAUCGCGGAUGACAAGCGGGAGCUGGCCCUUAAGUUUAACAUGUUGGACAAGGACGAGAUUAAUGCCGAAGGCAUUCCUUUAACCUGUCGCGCUGUUUUCGUUGUGGAUGACAAAAAGAAGCUACGCUUAUCCAUCCUAUAUCCAGCCACCACAGGACGCAACUUCGAUGAAAUUCUUCGAGUGAUCGACUCUUUGCAUUUAACCCAAACCAAGAGCGUGGCCACGCCUGCUGAUUGGCAAAAGGGCGGCAAGUGCAUGGUUUUGCCAACUGUUAAAGCCGAAGAUGUUCCCAAGCUCUUUCCUAAUGGCAUAGAAACAAUCCAAGUUCCCUCCGGAAAGAGUUACCUCCGCAUAACUCCUCAGCCCUAAAGAUAAACCCAGCAUUCGUUCAAGUAUGACUUUAUUACAAAAUUAUAAUUAAUAACAAAUUAAUGCACAAUAAAGUAUACGCUUACAACCGUAUUUUAGCAGGCCGGCGCUUUUAGGAAGCUAAAACUCGCCUCCUGCUAGACAAAAGUGCCAAAAA
Drosophila ficusphila is the source of this 894-nucleotide messenger RNA. RefSeq names its product peroxiredoxin-6 (gene Prx6a). The coding region runs from base 69 to 737 and encodes 222 amino acids. Gene Ontology annotation, biological process: cell redox homeostasis; cellular oxidant detoxification. Lineage: Eukaryota; Metazoa; Arthropoda; Insecta; Diptera; Drosophilidae. The record is from RefSeq and is a predicted model, not a curated record. Gene Ontology annotation, cellular component: mitochondrion; cytosol. The transcript is spliced from 3 exons. Gene Ontology annotation, molecular function: peroxiredoxin activity.